AUGGAGUCAUCAUGUCCUGGAAUUGGGUACGCGAUCGUUUGGUGUUUACUGUCUUUCAUCAUUGGCUGGCCAGUGGCGGCUUUUUUCGCGUGCAUCUACAUCAUCCUGGCCCCGUUUGCAGGCUGCAUUCCGCCCCUUGAGCAAGGACUCGAUCUUCUGCUCAAACUGGUCAAACUACCCCUGACUUGGUCCAAGAAGUGCGUUGCCAUGGCUCCACUGAGCGAUUCGUUUUUCAUUGGCUGGCCGGUGGCGGGAUUCAUUGCUGGUAUCUACAUCUUCCUGAUGCCUUUUGCCGCUUGUAUACCACCAAUCGAGAAGUUUCUUGAUCUUCUACUCAAACUGGUCAAACUACCUCUAACGUGGUCCAAGAAGGGCGUUGCCAUGGCUCCGCUGAGCGACUGCAGCCUUGAGUAA
Messenger RNA from Mesocestoides corti, 414 nucleotides. Lineage: Eukaryota; Metazoa; Platyhelminthes; Cestoda; Cyclophyllidea; Mesocestoididae. The record is from the annotation of a GenBank genome assembly.